CCGAAGUCCAUCGCAGGCUGCACGAUAUGAUGAGGGCGGGCACAGUGCGGGUGGAGAUGGGUUGGUACCAUCAUGUACCGCUGCUUAUGGUCUUUUCUGGGUUCCCUUCCUUAUGUCUUCCUUUCAGCUGGGCUUCUAGAUUGCUGCAUAUGGGCUGUUCUGCCUUUUCAUUGAUAUUGUAGAUACUGCGGGAGGACUGCCGUGGAUAGAUAGAGCGCUGGUCUUAUUGGGAAACAAUGGCCCUCGCGACAGCAGCAGCAGUCGCAGCGGGCGGCUGGGCCGCAGCGGCUUACCUCGAUGCGAAGUUCCACUUCCGCAAGGACUUGCAGGCCAUGAAUAGACUAAAACGUGGAGAGAAGGACUACGCCCGUGUCGUAAAGGAAGACAAAGUCAAUCUAUGGUACGUUGUCGAGGAGACAUGCAAGAAACACUGGAACAGACGGGCGAUAUGGUGGCGUCAGCGGUCCUACACGUUCGGCGAAAUGCACGACGAAUGCCUCCGUUACGCGCAGUGGAUGUUGGACCAAGGCGUGAAACCGGGCGAGCUGGUCGGCAUGUAUCUCACGAACUCGCCGCACUUCAUGUUCGUGUGGUUCGCGUGCAUGGCCGUCGGGGCGGCGCCGGCCUUUAUCAAUUACAAUCUCGAGGGCAAGGCGCUUUUGCACUGUCUGGAUGUCUGCCAGACGAGGCUGUUGAUCGUGGAUGACGACGCAGGCUGCCAGAAGCGGAUCAACGAGAGUCGAGCGGACAUCGAAGCAAGGGGAAGCAAGAUCGCUGUCCUCGAUGGCGCUCUCAAACGAAGCAUAUCGUCCAGGCCGGCGACGAGACCAGGCGACGAACUCCGUGCCGGCACAAAGGGCAGUUUCCCUUACUGUCUGAUCUACACGAGUGGCACAACAGGCCUCCCAAAGGGUUGCGCAUUCAAUCUCUCCCGCAUCUGGCUCAUUGCCGGCCCGACGAUGCCCAUUUGCGACGGCGUCCCGGGCGUCGAUCAAUGGUACAACAGCAUGCCCUUGUACCACGGAACCGGGGCAAUAUCGACCUCCUGCGCGCUUUUACAAGGCCUGUCUGUCGCCAUUGCUCCAAAGUUCUCGGUCUCGAGGUUUUGGAACGAUAUCCACGACUCCGGGUCCACUUUCUUCAUCUACGUCGGCGAGACGGCGCGGUACCUGCUUAACGCGCCUCCGCACCCUCUCGAGCGAGACCACAAAUUGCGUUGUGCGUACGGCAACGGGCUACGUCCGGACGUGUGGGAGAAGUUCCAAGAGCGGUUCAACAUCCCCGAGAUCGGCGAGUUCUUCAAUUCAACCGAAGGCAUGUUCAGCCUGUUCAACUACGACAAAGGUCCAUUUUUCCGCGGUUCUGUGGGUCAUCAUGGAUUACUCUUCCGCACCAUCCUGCGCAACGUGUACAUUCCCGUCAAGAUCGACCACGAAACGGGCGAUAUCUGGCGCGAUCCAAAGACGGGUUUUGCGCAGAGAACUUCGUACGAUGAGGGUGGUGAAAUGAUCGUUGCGGUUCCGAACAAGGAGGCGUUCCAGGGGUACUGGAGGUCGCAAGCUGCAACGGACAAGAAAUUCUGCACCGACGUGUUCAAGAAGGGCGAUAUCUACUAUCGGUCCGGCGAUGCCUUGAGACGAGAUGGUGAUGGCCGCUGGUACUUCUUGGACCGAUUGGGCGAUACGUUCAGAUGGAAGAGCGAGAAUGUGUCGACAGCCGAAGUCGCACUGACGAUUGGCCAGUAUCCAGGCAUCGCGGAGGCGAAUGUCUACGGGGUGCUGGUGCCGAAUCACGAAGGACGUGCCGGUUGUGCAGCGAUCCAUCUCGAUCCGAACCAUAAAGGUGCCGCGGUGGAUUGGAAUGAUUUGCUGAAAUAUAUGAGGGCGCGGCUGCCGAGGUAUGCGGUUCCUGUGUUCUUGAGGAUCGUCAAGGCGAGCACGCAUAUACAUAACCACAAACAGAACAAGGUGCCGUUGAGGAAGGAAGGGGUUGAUCCGAAACUGGUGGGCACAGAGAUGAAGGAGGGGAAAGACGAUGUUUUGCUGUGGGCGCCUCCGAAAGGCGAUUCAUACGUCCCGUUUACGGAAAAGGAUUGGGAGAGGUUGGAGAGGAAGGAGGCCAGGUUAUAGAUAUGAUAGGCGCAUGAUAGGCGCGCGGAGUUGGUAAAGACAUACAAUUUGAUACCUACCUACCUUAGGUAUACGAGCCUUGUUUGGGGAUGGAUGGAUGGAUCGUCCAAGUUAACUUAGCUCCCACUCUUCAACCCAUGCUGUGAC
Exophiala xenobiotica is the source of this 2276-nucleotide messenger RNA. RefSeq lists its product as uncharacterized. The coding region runs from base 237 to 2129 and encodes 630 amino acids. Gene Ontology annotation, molecular function: long-chain fatty acid-CoA ligase activity; long-chain fatty acid transmembrane transporter activity. The transcript has 3 exons. Lineage: Eukaryota; Fungi; Ascomycota; Eurotiomycetes; Chaetothyriales; Herpotrichiellaceae. The record is from RefSeq and is a predicted model, not a curated record.